Molecule: messenger RNA, 1814 nt
Organism: Tachysurus vachellii
Lineage: Eukaryota; Metazoa; Chordata; Actinopteri; Siluriformes; Bagridae
Gene: ikbip
Product: IKBKB interacting protein
Exons: 3
Coding region: 3-1223 (406 amino acids)
Source: RefSeq, a predicted model, not a curated record
UAAUGGGGGGCGUUGACGUCACUGCUAUUAACGCGCUUGCACGCGAGGAGCCGUGCGCGACCCCGCGAGCAGCUGUAAAAGGCUUCUACGUGGCUGCAUGGCGGCUGCGUCCAACAUCUAAAGUGCAGUUCGACCUUUCUGAAGGAAAAUACUUCAGCAAAAUGCCGAGCGACGGAGUAAAACAGAGGAAAGGGAAAGCACAGAACGGAGAUGCAGACACAUCUCCAUCUGGAAAAACUUCUCAGUGUUCUUCAGUAGAUCUCAGGACUGUAGUGAGUUUGUUGUCUUUGAGUGCCUGCUUUCUCCUCGCCUGGGCCAUGCUUCAACAGAACGCCAGGUUUAACGAAGUUGAGGAAAAAUACAAUCAUUUAUAUGAAAAAGCAGCUGAUCUGCUAGCACUGGAGAAGAAAUUCAGUGCAGCUUCCAGAAAGUUGGAGGCCUCUGAAGACCAUCUGAAGGGGGCACUCUCUUCUCUCACUACGUUAACUGAGUUGCAACAGGAAGUCAACUCCCUCAAUGGUAUUGUUACAGCUAUGCACGAGGACCAACAUGCAUCAUCACGUCGCCUCCAAAGUGUGAACGAUCGCUUUUUGAACGUGACAGAGACGUGGCAGGGAGGACUGGCCAACGUGACCGAGGACCUGACGAUGCUGAGGAACGAGUCCCACUCAGUUCACGGUCGUGUAACAGAGCGUGUUAACGAAGCUGAGGAGCAUCUGCGUUCUCUUGUCAAACGUCUGGAGGAGCUAGAAGACAGCACGAAGAGGAACGGGCGUGUGCUGGAUCGCACAGAGGAGGAAGAUACCAAGAACAUCCAAAAGCAGCUAGACUGGAACACCAAGCAGGUGGCCAGGUUUCAGGAACAGCUCCUGUUGCUCUCUAAGAGAGACGAGGAGCUUGAGGAAAAAUUGGUGGAAAUGGAGCCACAGGCCAAAAAAUGUCAAGCACAUCUUCCUGUCGUAGAGGAUGCAGUCAGGUCCAUCCUUAGGAUAGGAGCUGACCUAAGCGGCACUGAAAGGAGGCUCGAGGAUCUCACACUGCAAGUGGUGGGCACUGAGGAUAGUUUGAUUAAGGUACUGACUGAGAUUCUGCAGCUCCAGCAGACCCUUGAUGAUCUGCAGGUGAGAAAUGAGCUUGGAGUUGUGAAGGAUGCCAUGAAGGAGCUUAAGCGUGUGCAUAGAGAAGAAGAUCUGGACUUUCUAGGAGAGGAUCCUGAACACUAGGAGAACGUUGAGGCAUAGAAUAUUAAGCAAUUAAAUGAUGAUAUAAAAGGUUUGGAAGUGAAAGGUUUUCCAGAAUCAUCAGAAGAUCCCAGUAAGAGUGCAAGAGCUGAGGAGAUAUCCUUGACUGAGUAAAAUAACCUGCACUGAUGUUAUCUAAAGAAAACAAUCAAAUAGACAUUUUUCUUUACUAUGUUUGUUCAUGUACCUGCCCAAGAUGUAGAUCACUUUUAUAUGUAAAUUACUUGUGUUUUUAUAAUGGACUUUUACAUUAAAACACCCACCUAUAAACAUAAUAAUAUUAGGUCAUGUUUCAUUCUCCUUUCCCCAAACUCAGCCAUCAUCAAGUGAAAACACUGAUAAGAUUCACUUGAAAAUCUGUCACAUUACAAAAGGAAAAAAAAAAAAGUUAUGAUUUAAUUUCAUGUUGUCUUUAACAUUUAGGUCGUGUGGCCAGAUGCAAGCAUAAAGAUUAACAAACGUAUGUCGGUGAAUGCCUUUAUUGAAACAUUUAUUUUGAUAAAGCACUGAGUAACCAUUACAUCACAGUAAUGAAUUUCACGUAAACCUCAAACGCCAACCUCACUAUGUUGU